Messenger RNA from Medioppia subpectinata, 789 nucleotides. The record is from the annotation of a GenBank genome assembly. NCBI's taxonomy places the organism in Eukaryota, Metazoa, Arthropoda, Arachnida, Sarcoptiformes, Oppiidae.
AUGCCGGGAGGCGUCGCUCAUCCCGGUCACUACGGACCACCACAACCUGCUCAGGGUGAAUGGAUAAGCGCUCCGACGGCACCAGUCAAUUGUCCGCCCGGUUUAGAGUACUUGACAGCAAUCGACCAGUUAUUAGUCCAUCAAAAAGUUGAAUUACUUGAAGACACUGAUUGCUGUACCCGUAACUGUUGCGGUCCUUACAGACCGUUUGAUAUGAAAAUAUUAGAUAACACUCAACGAGAAAUCAUUCAUCUGUACAGACCUUUGAGAUGUUCCUCGUGUUGGUGUUUCUGUUGCCUUCAGCGUCUGGAAGUGAUGUCACCUCCGGGUCAUGUAAUCGGUUAUGUGGUUCAGGAGUGGAGUAUUUUAUUCCCUAAAUAUCGUAUUGAAGACGCGAACGGAGACACUGUUCUUCGUAUUGAAGGCCCGUUUUGUACAUUCAGUAUCUGCGGAGACGUCGAGUUUCAGGUGACAUCAGUUGAUGGCAAACAACAGGUCGGAAAGAUCACCAAACAGUGGUCCGGUUUGGCCCGAGAGAUGUUCACCGACGCCGACAACUUUGGCAUAUCUUUCCCUUUGGAUUUAGACGUCAACAUUAAAGCCGUGCUUUUGGGCGCGUGUUUUCUCAUUGAUUUCAUGUUUUUUGAGAAAAGUGGCAACAAAGAGAACGAUCGACCUGGCAUGUUUUAAACCUAUUGUCAUCCACACAAUUAUGAUCAUGUUACUUUUGUUCAAAUGCUUUUUUGUCAUCAAAAAACUAUUGCAGUAAAACAUCGAUGUAGUCAAUUG